Molecule: messenger RNA, 4586 nt
Organism: Pongo pygmaeus (Bornean orangutan)
Lineage: Eukaryota; Metazoa; Chordata; Mammalia; Primates; Hominidae
Gene: H2BC26
Product: H2B clustered histone 26
Exons: 1
Coding region: 1-381 (126 amino acids)
Cellular component (GO): nucleosome
Molecular function (GO): DNA binding; structural constituent of chromatin; protein heterodimerization activity
Source: RefSeq, a predicted model, not a curated record
AUGCCAGACCCGUCCAAAUCGGCUCCUGCGCCCAAGAAGGGUUCUAAAAAGGCUGUCACCAAGGCACAGAAGAAGGACGGCAAGAAGCGCAAGCGCGGCCGCAAGGAGAGCUAUUCUAUCUACGUGUACAAGGUGCUGAAGCAGGUGCACCCCGACACCGGCAUCUCGUCCAAGGCCAUGGGCAUCAUGAACUCCUUCGUCAAUGACAUCUUCGAGCGCAUCGCCAGCGAGGCCUCCCGCCUGGCGCACUACAACAAGCGCUCCACCAUCACGUCCCGCGAAGUGCAGACGGCCGUGCGCCUGCUGCUGCCCGGCGAGCUGGCCAAGCACGCCGUGUCCGAGGGCACCAAGGCUGUCACCAAGUACACCAGCUCCAAGUGAGGCGCGUCCCGGCGCCCCGAACCCAAAGGCUCUUUUCAGAGCCACCCACACGAUCGAGAAAGGGUUUCGAACACGGUGAAGGGUUAUGUAACCUAAUAUGUCUCCAUGCACCCUAGCGGUUGCCGGGUGCGGCCGAAUCUGAGCCGUGUGUGUGUGUGUGUGUGUGUGUGUGUGUGUGCGCGCGCGCGCCGGCAGAGAACGAGAAAAACUGCUCGUUACAGAAAUCGGGGUAGAAACAGUGCUCAGGUGAUGUAGCACAGUAAUGUUGGGAGGCGAUCAAGGACCCCCCUCUCCACCCCCUCCUUCCGCGCGGAGCUAUUAACUCGCGAUGAGAUUUCUUUUUUUUUCUUCUUUUUUUUUUUUAGAAGGAGUCUCGCUCUGUCGCUAGGCUGGAGUGCAGUGGCGCAAUCUCGGCUCACUGCAACCUCCGCCUCCUGGGUUCAGGCGAUUCUCGUGCCUCAGCCUUACGAGUAGCUGGGAUUACAGGCACGCGCCACCACGCCCGGCUAAUUUUGUGUAUUUUUAGUAGAGACGGGGUUUCACCAUGUUGGCCAGGAUAGUCUCGAUCUCCUGACCUGGUGAUCCAUCCGCCUCUGCCUCCUAAAGUGCUGGGAUUACAGGCGUGAACCACCGCACCCGGCCCCAGAUGUCUUUUAUAAGCAAGUGGUGCAUUCCUGGAUGUUGAGCGCUUGCUCCCGGUUCAGGACCGGGUCCAACUGAGCUUGGCGUGCGCCGUGCAGGUGAGGGGUGCGGGUCAUCUCCCCCAAAAAGACCCUGUGCCAACCUCCCCAACCCUACCCGCCCCCCAUGGGCGAGGCCAGACGUGGCGCAAGACCACGGGCUCUGAGGCUAUGGGUGUUGUCACUUUCCCCUGGCGGUGGUGCCUGGCUCUGCAUUUGCUUAAGACUUUUCCAUCCCUGCCUGGACCAGACAGACAUGUUUAGAUUUAAGCAAUGAACAUUCCGGGAGGAUAUUUUCCUGGCAGGAUACUGCGAUGGCAGGAUGUUUGAUACCGAAUCGAAACACGGCGUCAAAGCAGCGCCCUGCGCGGGGGAGCCGGAUGUAAUAAGCGACCCCAGCUGCCGGUAACUUUAACCCUUAUGGGAGUGGGGGUGGGGGAAGGGGUUAAUUUAGGAGGAAAAGAAUUCCCUUUUUCUGAGCAAAUGUAGCUGCCUCCCUCUUCAGCCACGUUAUUUUCUGCGAGGCCUUAGCAACACAGAAUUCCUUUCCUACCCCCUCCAAAUUCACGGCAUUUAUUUGGGGAGUGCCAUUUUGGCGCAGGAAAGCUCUUUGGCACGAAGAGUUUUCGCUCUGGAAAGGGCAUCGUUUACGUUUUCAUGACUUGGCUUUUCUUCUUUAGAAAAAGAAGAUUUCCAGUAAUUGCUUCCUCAAACCGUUGUGAAAAUUCGAAGUAUUGAGCCUUUGUGUCACCGUUUCCAGCAGGGAAUAAAAAUUCAAUAAAGUUAAGUGAGAAAUAAUUUUUUUUUUGAGACGGAGUCUUGCUCUGUCGCCCAGGCUGGAGUGCAAUGGCGCGAUCUCUGCCCACUGCAACCUCGACCUCCCGGGUUCAAGCGAUUCUCCUGCCUCAGCCUCCCGAGUAGCUGAGACUACAGGCGUGCGCCACCCACGCCCAGCUAAUUGUUUUUAAUUUUUAGUAGAGACGGGGUUUCACCAUGUUGGUCAGGAUGGUCUCGAUCUCUUGACCUCGUGAUCCACCCUCCUCGGCCUCCCAAAUUGCUGGGAUUACAGGCGUGAGCCACUUCUCCUGGUCGAGAAAUAAUUUUUUAAUAAAAUUCAAUGAAAAAUAUUUUUCCCCCAAGUCAUUUCUCCAAAGGGAACCGUCGCGUGCUGGGAUGGGGAAGGAAAGGUCACCGUGAACAUCCUCGACCAAAACGGCUUUGUCCCCUACUCCCCACGUUUUUUGCUGCGUGAUUCCUCUAAAAGAAUCUUUGAGAACCUCGCAUGUUUUAAAGCUAUGUAAAAUAUUUUUAUUUUCAAUUAAAAUAGUUGCAAGGAUACAAAUACCAACAUGGGACUUUUUAAAAAUCAAAAUUCUCACAUCAGUCUCAAGGUGCCUUUUGGAAUAUCAAUAUGAUAGUAUAAUCAAUUCAUAAAAUACUGCACACAUGCAGUGUUCAUAUUGUUACAAUGUUAGCACAGCAUGGGAUCAUUUCCAUAUGGUUACAAUGCUAGCAGUGCACGGGGUCAUUUCCAUUCUGUUUUGUUUUGAUAUAUGCUCCAAAAAAAAUUUACAAAAAAUACACAGGAAUGACAAUUUUGUCAUAGGCAUUUUAUUCAAUUCUUUGCAUCCCUAGUUAUAAUCCAAAUAUUAAACAGUUAUCCAUCAUCAAAAGUAAGUGGGACUUGUCAACACCCUUAGUACUUUCAAGAAAUAUAGGAUUUGUAUGAAAAGCUGUUGAAUCCAGUCCUCUCCACUAUGAAACAGGUGCCCAAUGACUGGAACAUCCAAGCCCUCAGCCUCCUAACAGCAUGGAUUGGAAGUCAAUACCUUAAACAUUUGCAGUUGUGAAACUACUCUCACAGACCCAUAUAGUUCUCCACCUUAAUGAACUUAAAACGUAGGUUUAAUAAAGUGAAACCAGUCUCCAGUAGAGAGAGUGAAUGAUUGUGUUAGCACAAGAUAACAACACUGGUUAGUGCCAGAGAUCAAAUCAAGGCACAAGAUGAACAUUUCAUGACAUUUUCCAAGUGUAAUUCUCUGAGAAGGCAUUUUGUGAUGGAUAAUGUCAAACGUCAGUCAAAUCAUGUCUCAGUCCUUCUGAUUCCCCUGGCACAAACUUAAAGUAAAAACAGGCUGUCUUUUCCUGCUGCAUUAGCACCCCCAGGCCCAGAAUGGAUGGGAUUUGUCCAUCUCUCCUAGGACAGGAAUCUGUUAAGGGAGAGGCAAAGAAGGUAAAACAGGAUACUUGCUACUAAGAUUUUAUAAUGGAGAAAAUUCAGAGCAAUCGUGUCCAGAACCCAUUUCUCUAAUUAUAGUGUUACAACAGAGAAAGACAAAUGUUAAUGAUAAAUGAAGGGAGUGCACAUCAAAUAUGUGAGAAUCCAUAGAGACUAAGGGAGUUAGUACUCACUCAACAAAAUGGAAGCAUUUUCUGGGUUGGAGAGACAUGCCAAGAUUCUUAAACUAAGCCAAAUUUUUAAACUAAGGUUCAUCUCACCUAUCUGAGAUGGGUGAGCAACAAUCACUUAAAUACAUGUCAGAUUGUAUGCCUACAAAAUCCCUCCAGACUGGCAUACAAUCUGACAUGUAUUUAAGAGAUUGCCCCUCACCCAUCUCAGAUGGAAAUUUCAAGUCAGAUUUGCUAAUUAUUACACAGUAAAUAAAAUAAUUUGGAAGGAAUCAUCUCCAAUUAAAGUGACUUUGAUUAAAAAAACGAAAAAUAACAAAUGUUGGUGAGAACGCAGGGAAAGGGGAUGCUUGUACCCUGCUGGUAAGAAUGUAAAUCAGUAUGCCACUAUAGAGGCAAAUAUGGGCAUUCUUUAAAAAACUAAAAACAGACUUACCAUAUGAUCCGGCAACCCCACUGCUGGGUAUAUACCCAAAAGAAAGGGAAUCAGUAUAUCAAAGAGAUGUCUGUGGUCUCAUGUUCAUUGCAGCACUAUUUAUAAUAGCCAAGGUAGAAAGUCAACCUUAGUGCCCAUCAGUAGAUAAAUGGAUAAAGAAAGUGUGGUACAUUUACACAUUCAAAUACUAUUUGGCCAUUAAAAAAAUGAAAUCCCGUCAUUAGCAGCAACAUGGAUGGUAAUGGAGGACAUUAUAUUAAGUAAAACAAAUCAGGUACAGAAAGACAAAUACUGCAUGAUCUAACUCAUACGUGGGAGCUAAAAACAUGCGUCUCAUCGAGGUAGAAAGUUGAUUGCUGGUUACCAGAAGCUGGGAAGAGUGGUGGGGAAAGGAAGAGAUGAAGUUGAUUAAUGGGUACAAAAAUACGCUUAGAAGAAAUGGUAACAUCUAGUGUUGGUUAGAAAAGUAGGGUGACUGUAGUUAACAAUAAUUAGUUGUAUUGCUGGAGGAGAGGAAUUGGAAUGAUCUCGACCUCAAGAGGGGGUGAAUAUGAUGAUGGAUGUCCCAGUUGCCCUGGUUUGAUUGUUAUGUCUAUGCGUAUAUCAAAAUAUCAUAUGUACCCCCCAAAUAUGUACAACUAUUAUGUACUACUAAUAAAAAAGCUUAUUGCUCUGAAAAA